Molecule: messenger RNA, 1111 nt
Organism: Lasiosphaeria miniovina
Lineage: Eukaryota; Fungi; Ascomycota; Sordariomycetes; Sordariales; Lasiosphaeriaceae
Exons: 3
Coding region: 136-879 (247 amino acids)
Source: RefSeq, a predicted model, not a curated record
CCGAAUAGGACCCCUGAAAGCGCGCGCCUCAUCGGUGUUUAACCGUGGCAAAUAUCAUUCUUGGCUUCCUUAUCACCCCGUCACCGAUUGGAACUGGAAUGUAUGUGCGAGUGCUAAUAUUGCCCCUUGGGGGCUAUGACAGGCCGUGGCAUUGGCAGAGAGAUGGCCCUUGAACUGGGACGUCGCGGCGCCAAGGUUAUCGUGAACUAUGCCAACAGCGACUCGGCGGCUGAGGAGGUGGUCAGCCAGAUCAAGAAGAACGGCACCGACGCUCACGCCGUCAAGGCCAACGUGUCAGAUGUCGACCAGAUUGUGCGCCUCUUCAGUGAGGCCGUCAAGAAGUUCGGCAAGCUCGACAUCGUGUGCUCCAACAGCGGCGUUGUCUCGUUCGGCCACGUCAAGGACGUCACCCCCGAAGAGUUUGACCGCGUCUUCAACAUCAACACGCGGGGCCAGUUCUUCGUCGCUCGGGAAGCUUACAAGCACCUCGAGGUUGGCGGGCGCCUUAUCCUGAUGGGAUCCAUCACCGGACAGGCCAAGGGCGUUCCAAAGCACGCCGUCUACUCUGGCAGCAAGGGCACCAUUGAGACAUUUGUCCGGUGCAUGGCCAUUGACUUUGGCGACAAGAAGAUCACCGUCAAUGCCGUUGCACCUGGUGGCAUCAAGACCGAUAUGUACCACCAAGUCUGCAGGGAGUACAUCCCCAACGGCGCCAACCUUGAUGACGAUGGUGUUGAUGAGUUCGCCGCAACCUGGUCCCCCCUCCACCGUGUCGGUCUGCCGAUCGACAUCGCCCGUGUUGUUUGCUUCCUCGCCUCCCAGGACGGUGAAUGGGUAAACGGGAAGGUGAUCGGAAUCGAUGGUGCUGCUUGCAUGUAGAUGGUGUUUAUGAGACGGGGAUGGGCUGGAUUACCGGGGAAACUGAGCAAAGAGCUAGUAUCAUGCUCACGAGCAUUGUGGAACGCGGAGUAUACAAUCUUUGGCUUCAUAUUUUGCGCGAGAAACCAGGGUUUACCGAAUGGGAGAUCCCUAUAUAUCAUGUCACAACAAUUUCAUUUUUAUCAUGAUAAUUAAGUCUAGUUACAAAUCCUACGCCAAGUUGAAUGUGCCG